Molecule: messenger RNA, 2268 nt
Organism: Nezara viridula (southern green stink bug)
Lineage: Eukaryota; Metazoa; Arthropoda; Insecta; Hemiptera; Pentatomidae
Source: the annotation of a GenBank genome assembly
UAUAUAUAUAUAUAUAUAUAUAUAUAUAUAUAUAUAUAUAUUCAUAUAUUUUUUUAACUCUUUAUUUUUUUAUUCAUUCGUUUAGUUCAAAAUAUCCAUGUAUGAUUCACUCCUCCCAAAACAGAAACACAACAUUACUCCGAAGCAACAGCCGAAUUAUCGACUGACUCAUGACGUUAUCAGUUAGCAGGUGAUAUAUAGGUGGCGUACUAGGCUAGGCGUCAGUGCGCUAGCUGUAACACUAUGAAUAAGUUAUCGGUUACUCUCAUCCUCGCAACGGCGGGGGCCAUCUUCCUGGCCGCCUUACCCACGGAAGGCAACUAUUACCCUAGCUACAGCAGGUGGAACGGGACUCGAGUUCUUCCUCAGCGAAACUUCUCCAGCAACCUACCCCGGCCGUACAACUCCAGCAACUUACACCGCCCAUACAAUUCCAGUUACAACCAUGCUAUCCGCUAUCCAAGAAAUGCUCCCUACGCUUCUCAGAACAGCAGUCACAACUACUUUUGGGGGACUAAGUCAAUUUAUGACAGGUUACUUUACUUCACCCGAGUCAAGAAGGCCAGCCAAUUCAUGAGGAAGGUGACCCAGGACAUGGAUUUUCCUGCUAGAAACCAACGUCCGAACGGUACCAUUUACUACAUGGAAGUCCUCGACCAGAAGGCGGCCGGUGAGGGCGGGGAAGUUUCCAUCAUAAGGGGAGGUAUCGGCUACAAGAACGUUACCUUCCACUUCAAGUCCCAGAGGAACAAAGGCUUCGAUUUCUCAGUAUAUGUAUACGGACAUUAAGGCUGAUUUUUUUUUUUUUUUUUCCAACUUUGUCAAAAAUUUAUAUUAUAUUUAUUUUAUAUACAAGUUUUAUAUUUUAAUUUUCAAAUAUUUGAGUUUUUGUCUACCCGGUCGAUCAUUUUUUUUUUCAUGUCAUAGUCGUUGGUCAUUCGACCGUAAGACAUCUUAUUAACCAGUAUAAGUUUGGUUUUUUUUAUAUAUUCAUUCACAAAUGUAUUAUUUCUUAUGUCCGUCGGACAUUUGUCUAGGCGGUUUGCAUCCAUUUUUGCUUGUUCACAUAAUUUACAGCUAGGAUCCUCAGCCACAACUGUCUUGUGGAGUUGACUAUGAAGAUAGUCGUCACCAGUGGCCAAGCGGAAGCAGGCUACUGCAUCUCUUCUUGGUAGGCCAGCCGGGAUCGGGUUUUCCACCAAACAUCCAAACAUCCCUUCCACCUUAUCUUUGUGUAUAUUUUUUGACAGACAUUUAUUAACGUCAGUAACAGUGAUUGCUGCUUGAGAAUCGACAAAGAGAACAGCGCUCUGAACCUGCAUUGCUGAUAGUUUUCUUUCGGCUAUGAGGAUCGCUGCUAUCUCACCGUCGAAAUUCGUACCAUCCUCACCCACCGCAGAGCUGAACUGAAACUCCAUCGAGUAAACCCCUGUCCCAGUAUUUUUAACGGCUGAUAUGCCUGUAACUGCGUAAUAUGCUGAUCCGUUGGUAUAAAUGUGGAGCCAAUCCUGAGGAGGGUACCUUUGAGCUACAGUUUACUAUAAAGGCGUUGGAUGAGGGAUCUCCUUCCUUAGACAACCUAAGUAAUUGGAACAAGUUAGGGAAGAGGUACUGCUGAGUACUUUCCUUCCCCAUGCCUGUUAUGUCAUUAUAUCAUUAUCGCCAUCACAUUUGCUGAUUGACAACUUAUUGUUGACAGGCGCAAAUACAUAUUUUAUAGACAAAAAAAAAAUAGUUUACUAUAGCUUGAUCCGUCGACUUAGGAAACCUUUUGGGUUUGACUCCGAAUUUUUCCAAUAAUUUUUAUUAUACUAUAGUUUUAGUAUGGUUUUAAGUUUGGAAAUUGGCAUUCCGAUGGAAUCACUGUUUUCAUCAUUUAUUUAUAUAGUGAAUCAGGAACCUUUCUAUAAGUAAAACCCACUAAUCGUAUACUUGUUGACUUAUGUAAAAUGUCUCUUCCUUAUCUUAUAACUUGUAUUCCUAUGUUUUCUGGGUGAUGCACUUACUUUUCCUACCUGAAGAAGAAGAUAAUCUUUAAAAUGGUAGCUUUGAUUAGGAAUUAAUGAAGAUAUGACGUAACGAUAAAAAAAAUCUUAGAGAGAUAAUAUAUAUGAAGAUUAUCAAAGAAUAAAGAUUACUUGAAUCGAUAUCAAUUGGAGGUUAAUCCUGAAUUUUCGUAAGUUUACUGAUUCUCUCGCAGUCUAUCAUCAUUAAUAACGUUAUCAACUAUAAUUAUAAAAAUGUAUCUUAUAUAUUAAAAUAUUAAUA